Molecule: messenger RNA, 474 nt
Organism: Planococcus citri (citrus mealybug)
Lineage: Eukaryota; Metazoa; Arthropoda; Insecta; Hemiptera; Pseudococcidae
Gene: Tim8
Product: translocase of inner membrane 8
Exons: 2
Coding region: 117-392 (91 amino acids)
Source: RefSeq, a predicted model, not a curated record
UGAGGAGCGAGCCGCAUUGAUUCUCAAAAUUUCUGAAAGUUGGUCAAGUUCAUAGAUUUUUUUGAUGAAAUUUAAUUUAAAUUUUGUAUAUAAAAUCAUUAUAUAAAUUAUUAAAAAUGGCAGAUGAUUUGUUCGAUGCAUCUUCUAAGGUGGCAGAUAAAGAUCUACAAGAAUUUCUCGUUAUUGAGAAACAAAAAGCUCAGUUUAAUGCCCAGAUCCAUGAAUUCAAUAACGUUUGCUGGGAUAAAUGUAUAGAUAAGCCGACAAAUAAACUUGAUUCAAAGACUGAAGUAUGUCUGAGCAACUGUGUAAACCGAUUCAUUGAUGUUUCUUUAUUGAUUACGAAGAGAUUUGCCACUAUGCUUCAAAAAAGUAGUGAUGGCUUGUUAUAGUCUUCGGUAUCUUAUGUUUCCUUAAAAAUUGUAUCAAUUUAAGGUGUUUUGUUAGUAAUAAUUAAAUUUUUUUUAUUAGUCA